Messenger RNA from Betta splendens (Siamese fighting fish), 976 nucleotides. RefSeq names its product microsomal glutathione S-transferase 3a (gene mgst3a). The transcript is spliced from 6 exons. The record is from RefSeq and is a predicted model, not a curated record. Lineage: Eukaryota; Metazoa; Chordata; Actinopteri; Anabantiformes; Osphronemidae. Bases 176 to 634 code for a protein of 152 amino acids. Gene Ontology annotation, cellular component: nuclear envelope; endoplasmic reticulum; membrane. Gene Ontology annotation, molecular function: glutathione peroxidase activity; glutathione transferase activity.
UCCGCGCGUCCUCCUCCUCCUCCUUCCAGCGCGCGCCCGCACCCCGCCUUCUUCGCCGUGCGCGCCCCCGCUACGUCAACCUUUACGCACACGGAUACGCUGCGACCAGGAAACUUGCCCAGUCCGUCGCUGACUUUUCAUCGUGCGCUACAGCUAACCUCUCAGACUCGUCAGGAUGGGCGUUCUGUCCAAGGAGUACGGCUACGUGGUGCUGACCGGCGUCGCCAGCAUGGUCAUGAUUGGACACUUGGCCGUGAAGGUUGGCAAAGCCCGCAAGAAGUACAAUGUGCAGUAUCCCAAGAUGUACAGCGACGACCCAGAGACGGGGCACAUCUUCAACUGCGUCCAGCGGGCCCACCAGAACACCCUGGAGAUCUACCCCGCCUUCCUCUUCUGCCUGGCCAUCGGUGGCAUGCAUUGUCCUCGAGCAGCCAGUGGACUCGGGGCUGUCUGGAUCGUCAGCAGAGAGGUGUACGCACAUGGGUACUCCACAGGCGAUCCUAAGAAGAGAAUGCGAGGCGCGUUCGGGAACGUGGCUCUGCUCGGGAUGAUGCUGACCACCCUCAACUUUGGACGCCACCUGCUGGGCUGGGCCGGACCGAACAUCGGGCCUUUCCGACACACGUGCUGCUAAUGGAGGAGAGCUCGCGGGGCGUAACUGAAGCCAGUCUACAUGAAGCAGGUUUUCCUCAAAACGUGCGCUAACUGGGUCAUUGUAACCGUGGAUGUAGAUGUUGUGCGGUGACCCGCCUGCUCGUCCAGGCAGAGCAGACCCUCCGCACGCUCCCACUACGUAUAAGAUCAGUUGAAAUGAAUUAGAAAUGUAACUCGUUUCAUGUAUUUUUGCAAUAAGCCUACACUAAUGCAAACAUUUAAAAACUAGCCGUAAGGAUGCAUUUGAAUGUUAUUUGCUCACGCUUUGUAUGAAAAUGUAAUUUUUGUACUUCAAUGAAUAAAGACUAAACCUGCUUCCAUU